This is a messenger RNA of Abrus precatorius (Indian licorice), 2673 nucleotides long. Its product is annotated as nitrate regulatory gene2 protein-like. The record is from RefSeq and is a predicted model, not a curated record. Bases 113 to 2335 code for a protein of 740 amino acids. NCBI's taxonomy places the organism in Eukaryota, Viridiplantae, Streptophyta, Magnoliopsida, Fabales, Fabaceae. The transcript is spliced from 4 exons.
UAUUUGUCUGCACAUUCGCUCAUCUGCUUUGCCCAAACCCAUUCAUAAUUAUUGAUUGUUUCUCUCUCAAAAUUUGUAAAUCAGAGGCACAGAGUGAGAGAGAUGAUCUGAGAUGGGGUGCAGCCAAUCCAAGAUCGAGAACGAGGAAGCCGUGGCACGAUGCAAAGAGCGCAAGCGCUACAUGAAGGAGGCAGUCUCCACGCGCAACGCCUUCGCCGCCGCUCACUCCGCCUACGCCACCUCCCUCAAAAACACCGGCGCAGCCCUCGGCGACUUCGCCCACGGUGAGGUUCACACCCCCCAACUCCCCUACCCCGACAACCCCUUUGCGCCACCUCAGCAGCCCUACGAGAUCGCCCUCCCCCCUCCCCCUCUCCCCGAAGCUUUCACCCCCACCCCUCUCCAGCGGGCCACCAGCAUGCCCGAAAUGAAGAUCAACAAGCCCAAGCCUGACCCCGAGCCCAGGCCCAAAACCAUCAUCGAAGAAGACGACGACGAUGAAGAUAAGGAGUUGGAGAACGAAGGUUCUCUUCGGAAAAGAAGAAGCAACAGAAGCACCAGUAAUAGAAGGGUUGAGGAAGAUGAACACCCUCCUCCUCCUAUGCCUCCUCCUCCCUCCAAACAACCCCUUCACCCCAUGUCUCAGCCUCAGCCUCAGCCUCAGUCUCAGUCUCAACCGCAGAGCGCUGCUUGGGAAUACUUCUUCCCUUCCAUGGAGAACAUUGCAGGAACCACCUUGCACGAACCAGAAGAGCUUCACGAAAUUGACACCAAGGUUUUUCACCAAACCCCCAAAAGGGUCGAUCCCGACCCUGUUCCCACUCAGACCCAUGUUGAGGUUCCCGUGCCCCAACCUGAACCCCAGCCUGAACCCCAGCCCGAGCCUGAGCCCGUGCCCGUGCCCGUGCCCGUGCCUGAGGAAGUGAUGCCCACCACCGGGAAGGGCCUGAAGGUGAAGCAAACACCGGGGGGAUCUGUGGAGGGAAAAAAUAUUGUGAAACCUAGUCUGAAUCUGCUCCUGAUAUUUUCUAAACUUGACGACCAUUUUCUCAAAGCUUCUGAGAGUGCUCACGAGGUUUCAAAGAUGCUUGAGGCCACUCGCCUCCACUAUCACUCCAAUUUUGCAGAUAAUAGAGGACACAUUGAUCACUCCGCAAGGGUCAUGCGAGUUAUUACUUGGAAUCGAUCCUUUAAGGGAAUACCUAAUUUGGAUGAUGGGAAAGAUGAUCCUGACUCUGACGAGCAUGAAACGCAUGCUACCAUCUUAGACAAGUUGUUAGCGUGGGAAAAGAAACUUUACGAUGAAGUUAAGGCUGGUGAACUAAUGAAAUUUGAAUACCAAAGAAAAGUUGCCACACUUAACAAGCUGAAGAAAAGAGGUACCAACUCUGAAGCAUUGGAGAAAGCAAAAGCAGUUGUCAGUCAUUUGCAUACAAGAUACAUUGUAGAUAUGCAAUCCUUGGAUUCAACAGUAUCAGAGAUUAACCGUUUACGUGAUGAACAGUUGUACCCAAAACUUGUUCAGCUCGUUGAUGGGAUGGCCACUAUGUGGAAAGACAUGCUAGAGCACCAUGAGAAACAAUCAGAAAAUGUGACACUGCUUAGAUCGCUGGACAUUUCCCAGUCUGCUAAACAAACAAGUGAACACCAUCAUGACCGAACAUACCAGUUAUUUCUUGUUGCGCAACGGUGGCAUUCACAGUUUGAGAAGCUAGUAAACAAUCAAAAGGGAUACAUAAAGGCCUUAAACACUUGGUUAAAAUUAAAUCUGACCCCUAUUGAAAGUAGUUUAAGGGAAAAGGUUUCUUCACCUCCCAGAGUUAGAAGUCCUCCAAUACAGGGCCUUCUCCAAGCAUGGAAUGACCGCCUAGAGAAACUUCCUGAUGAGCUUGCUAGGACAGCUAUAGGCAACUUUGUUGCUGUUAUAGAAACUAUUUCCCAUCAGCAAGAAGAAGAAUUAGCUUUGAAGAGAAAGUGUGAGGAUACUAGAAAGGAGCAUGCCCGCAAAACCAGGCAAUUUGAAGAUUGGUAUAGCAAGUAUAUGCAAAAGAAAACACCAGAUGAAUUCAAUCCAGAUAGGGCAGAAGACACUAAUGCUCCUGAUGAGCUUGUUAUAGAGAAGCAGGUUGCAGUUGAACAAUUGAAGAAGAGAUUGGAGGAUGAGGAAGAAGCCUAUGCAAGGCAAUGCCUCCAAGUGAGGCAAAAAACUUUAGGAAGUCUCAAAAAUCGCAUGCCAGAGCUCUUUAGAGCUAUGUCGGAUUUUUCUCAGGAAUGUUCCAGAAUGUACAGUGAAUUGAAGUCAAUAUCACAGAACCUAGGCCAGAGCUCAGCAUGAGCUGGGUUGUGUUUUUUUUUUUUUCUUGGUUGUGUUAUAUGAUGUUACACUAGGGAUCUCUUGAUUGGGGAUGAGUCAUGGAAAUUACAUAUGAAAAUGUUAAAUAAACACUAUUUGAAUUUUAUUAUUAAUGCAGAAAAUGCAGUGGAAUGGAUUGAUGCCCUCGAUGUAAUAACGUUACGUGUUCAAUGUUUUGUAGUACCUUUGGCAUUUGGCCUUACAGUUGCAUAUUUGUAAUUAAUGUUAAUCCUCAUCAAACCAUUUUGUAAACGACGGUGCUUACAGCUGGGAAAAAAAGAUUAAGUUGAAGAAAUCCAAUUCGAUAGUAUUGUUGCUUG